Molecule: messenger RNA, 633 nt
Organism: Penicillium cataractarum
Lineage: Eukaryota; Fungi; Ascomycota; Eurotiomycetes; Eurotiales; Aspergillaceae
Exons: 1
Coding region: 1-633 (210 amino acids)
Source: RefSeq, a predicted model, not a curated record
AUGUCUGAAUAUUCUGAAGAUCCCAAAGAGCCCGGGAAACAUUGUGAGGAUAGCCACCCGGCACACCCAGAUCAACAUGGAAUAUUUACCGACGAAUCACGCCAUGAUCCUUCGAAUGUCAAAAACCAUACAACCUCUAGGCCCAAAUAUAAGGCGGCUAUGCACGAACUCUCUGAGCUCAUCAAAACAAAUUUCACGCGCGAUAUCAAACUCGUCAUUCCAAUAUCAGCGGAACAGACCCUAUGGCAGUUCAAAUAUGUUCCAGCUCGAGCAAAGCUGGACACUGGCUGUGAAGAGAACCUGGUAUCUUUGGAGUUUCUCAAAUCAAACGAGGUCCAUGAGAGCCUCUUGAACAUUAUACCAGAGGAACACGAAAUUGCACUAGAUGGGCUGGAUAGUACCUGUGUACCUGAAUUUGAGAUUCAGCUAUCAUGGUACCAGGGCAAUGAGCUCAAAAUGAGGAAAUCCAAAUUCUUAGUUGUGAGGGAUCCACCAUUUGACAUUCUAAUUGGAACAAAACGAUUUGUUCAUGAUUUCACUGCCGAUUUCCGAAUUCCAAAUCCUGUUUUAGCUCUCGCUAGGCGGAGCAAAACACGAGGUAUUCCGUUACUAUCCACGGGCUCGUCUGUGUAA